CAGAGAGAGAGAGAGGAAGGAGAGAGAGAUUUACCCUGGGAUCCAGAAGUUCGUUCUAACCUGAGGAAAAUCAAAUCCCUGGAAAGCCUGCAGAGAGAAGAACUAAACGCCUGAAACUCCUCUCUCUCUCUCCCUCCCCACCUCUCUCCCCUAGCUCCCAAAUUCCCGGUUCCCUGUGCACAACUGUGGAGAUAAUAUGUUGUUCUUCGCUCUCCUGCUAAAGGUGACUUGGAUCCUGGCUGCAGAUGGGGGUCACCACUGGACAUACGAAGGCCCACAUGGUCAGGACCACUGGCCAACCUCUUACCCUGAGUGUGGAGGCAAUGCCCAGUCCCCUGUUGACAUCCAGACAGACAGUGUGAUAUUUGACCCUGAUCUGCCUGCUGUACAGCCCCAUGGAUAUGACCAGCUUGGUACUGAGCCUUUGGAUCUACACAAUAAUGGCCAUACAGUGCAGCUCUCCCUGCCCCACACCCCACACCUGGGUGGACUGCCCCGAAAAUACACAGCAGCCCAGCUCCACCUGCACUGGGGUCAGAAAGGAUCCCAAGAGGGCUCCGAGCACCAGAUCAACAGUGAAGCCACUGCUGCAGAGCUCCAUGUGGUCCAUUAUGACUCAGAUUCCUACGGCAGCCUGAAUGAAGCUGCUCAGAAGCCUCAGGGCCUGGCUGUCCUAGGCAUCUUAAUUGAGGUGGGCGAGGCUGAGAAUCCAGCUUAUGAUCACAUUCUGAGUCACCUGCAUGAAAUAAGACAUAAAGGUCAGACGACCUCAGUGCCUCCCUUCAGUGUGAGAGAGCUAUUCCCCCAACAGCUGGAGCAGUUCUUCCGUUACAAUGGCUCGCUCACAACUCCCCCCUGCCACCAGAGUGUACUCUGGACAGUCUUCAACAGGAAGGCCCAGAUUUCAAUGGGACAGUUAGAAAAGCUCCAGGGGACACUGUUCUCCACAGAAGAAGAACCAUCUGAGCCCCUCGUACAAAACUACAGAGCCCCCCAGCCUCUCAACCAGCGGACCAUCGUUGCUUCUUUCAUCCAAGUGGGACCAUUGUACACCACAGGAGAGAUGCUGGGUCUAGGUGUGGGAAUCUUGGCUGGAUGUCUCUCCAUUCUGCUUGCUGUUUAUUUCAUUGCUCGAAAAAUUAGGAAGAAGAGGCUAGGAAACAGGAAGAGUGUGGUCUUCACUUCAGCACGGGCUACCACAGAGGCUUAAACUCUGUCUCAAGAUGCCAUGAACGCCUUCCCUCAUACCUGUCAAGGAGCCUCUCUAAGAGGUGCAGGGACUAAACUACCAGUAGUAGGCAGACACAUGUCCUUCUAAACACCACCUCCCCCCUCAUACACCAGAGAAGCAAGGACCCAGUUUAAGAAUGAGCAGAGCCUUUGGCCUUUCAAAUCAUGCAGGUCAGGAGGCCCCUGCUUUAACGUUUAGCUAUGAAGAAGCUGACACCCCUCUUGGCCUUCCCUACGUAUACCUAGAUACAUACACAUAUUUUUCCUCUAGGAAAAAGAACUGCUGCUAAGAUUUUAGCCAUGUUUUACUCAAUGUAUGUUUGAAAAUUCAAGUUUCUGACCUUAA
This is a messenger RNA of Phodopus roborovskii (desert hamster), 1576 nucleotides long. It is a transcript of the gene Ca14, whose product is annotated as carbonic anhydrase 14. Gene Ontology annotation, cellular component: plasma membrane. The record is from RefSeq and is a predicted model, not a curated record. Lineage: Eukaryota; Metazoa; Chordata; Mammalia; Rodentia; Cricetidae. The transcript has 11 exons. Gene Ontology annotation, molecular function: zinc ion binding; carbonate dehydratase activity. The coding region runs from base 197 to 1210 and encodes 337 amino acids.